CUCUUGAACAGCUCUGCCUCUCCCUCUCGGUAGAGAAUACAGCUAUAAUACCUCCCGGCAUGACGACCUCUCAAUCCAAAAGUGACCCCUUCCCGCACGGCAAGCCAAACCAUGACCUGCUGCAAAAUCUCUCGUUCAUGUACCAGGCCAACGUCUACCUGAACGGGCUCGGCUUACGGCCGGCUCAAAGCCAGACAACUGAAGCUGGACCUAGUCGUCUUGGAAGCGAGGGAAAGCAUCAGGGCUCGCACCUAGGCAAUUCGAAGUCGGUAAACCGGGAGCAGGUAUCUUUGUGUGCGAUCUCCCGUCGAGCCAACCGGGGUUACGAGUAUGCGGCUGAGCACUCCAUGCUCAAGACUGAUCCGAGCAUCAAGAGAACGUUUUGCUCGAAAUGCUAUACCGUCCUUGUUCCUGGCUUGACAAGCAAGACCCGGGUGAAAGUCUCAAAGAAACAGCCUCACCGGAUGUCCACGACGUGUCUCCACUGUACCUCUCAAUCCUCCCUCCUGGCUCCUCCUCACAACCCUCCCCCCGAUCUUGAACCGGCGACUACCGAACAGCCUAUCUCUAGUAAAACGCACACAACGAAGCCCUUAGAUGGACCUACCCGUCGACAACGCCGCGGAAGACUCGUCCGGCCCGUACCAUUCUGGCAACGUCCCGAUCACCUCGUCGUACCGACCAACGAGCUGCAUCGAUAUGUUCCCCCUGCGGGUGCCGGAGGGAAGGAGAACAAUAAAAGACAACCCAAGCAGGAAAAGGGUCAGGGAAAGAACAAGGGUCUGGCCAAGGCCGAGGCACAGGUUGGAAAAGCUGAGCGCAAGCAGAAGGGCAAGAAGGAUUUCGUGCUAGAAACGACUAAUACGAUUUCAAAGGCGGUCCCCCCUCAUACUCAACCUGUUGCGAUCUCCGCCGAGAUGGACGAAGAGGAGAUGAUGAACAUGCUGUAA
Molecule: messenger RNA, 950 nt
Organism: Filobasidium floriforme
Lineage: Eukaryota; Fungi; Basidiomycota; Tremellomycetes; Filobasidiales; Filobasidiaceae
Exons: 3
Coding region: 60-950 (296 amino acids)
Biological process (GO): tRNA processing
Cellular component (GO): nucleolar ribonuclease P complex
Source: RefSeq, a predicted model, not a curated record